UGUACUGUAGUGCAAAGUUUGUGCAAAUUUUUCAUUGUUUUUUUUCUCCAACUCUAUGAAUGUCGACGUACAAUACUUAGCAAUAACAUAGUAUCUUUAUUGGUUUUCACUGUGCGAAGUUCUUAUGAUUUCUUCUUCAUGGAAGUUAUGUUUUUACGUUCUUGGGAUGGUUACUGUAGCUUAUUCACAUGAAAGUAAUAGUGAAGAGUUUCAUUGCUCUAGGGAAGGAUCAAGAGUAGUUAGAAGUACACUUAGAAAGGAUUUUUUUCCUGUUUAUGAACAACACAACUUAGACCCUAACAAAGCAUGUCCACUCCAUGAAGACCAUGAUGUCUUCAUCAAGCAAGAACUUAACAGGAUAGAGGAACACCAGUCAAGAUGGAGAUGUGAUGUUUGUGGAAAGGUCUUUUAUGGAGAGCAAUAUCUAGAUAUGCACUUUGAUAACAAGCAUCAAGACCUUCUUGUUAAAGAAUCCCCUGUUUGCCUAGCGGAYUACUGCGAUGUUUUCCGAUGUGACUUCUUGAUGGACUACAGGAGGGAUACSUUCUGGGAGAAAUCUCUAUGCAGAGAGGAAAAAAUGGCUCUUCUUAGAAAAAGAUGUGAAAAAUUAAUGCAUAGUUGUCUGCCAAAUGGUAACUUAUUGAAUAACACAGAAUAUCAUAUCUAUGAAUCUACACAAAACAAUAUCUGCUCUUUGUUGACCUGCAAAAAUUACUGGAAACCACCACACGAUGAGAUUUCAACAUUCAAGAUCAUUUUGUAUGCAGUUUUUACACCAUUUUUUGCUGUUGGUUUGAUUAUUUAUUAUUACUCAGCAUAUGAAUAUUACUUUGGAGACCUUUUUAAAGAUAGUGAAUCAGAGAUGGAGCAACAUAGUGAACAACAUGUAAGAACCUGGCAAAGAGGAGGAGAAUUACGCAAUCGUUAUCGUUCUGAAAGACUUCAUAUGUACUAAUGUGUAAGGACUGUAUAAUGGUUUGAAUAGCUGCUGGGAACAAGUAAUAUAAUUACUAAAUAUAGAGAAAACAAAUGKCACAGAACAAUAAUACAGUACAAGGACAAGACAUUAUAGAACAGAUGAACAAUGAAUUGCAAGAUGACACAAACACAAGCAUACAAAAACAUUCAAAAAUAAUUUCUUAAAUCAAACAAAAGUAAUGUACAAUUUAGCCUGCGUGAAGGCGUUCCUUGUUUGGUGCUGAGCAAAGAAUUGGUUUUGGCUCAGACUCUUACCCAGUCUUAGUCUGUGUCACAUUCGGACAAAUGACAGUUACAUGUAACCGUCGUUUGUCCGGAUGUGACAGUCUAACCAGUCGUUUCUCUUGCUCUUUUAAUGGGUCACAUUGCAUCAAAGAAAGCCUGAACUCGCAGCAAGAAAUGUCGUUACUUUUUCUUUUUACUUCCAUUGAUCCUUUGUGUUUGGGGAGAGAAACAAACCAAAUCCAAACAAAAAAAAAGAAGACAUUUUGCAAUAAAAUUCACAAUGUACAUACUAUUGUAGUCAAAUAAAUAUUACGAUUUUAUUAUGAUA
Molecule: messenger RNA, 1531 nt
Organism: Exaiptasia diaphana
Lineage: Eukaryota; Metazoa; Cnidaria; Anthozoa; Actiniaria; Aiptasiidae
Exons: 7
Coding region: 125-955 (276 amino acids)
Source: RefSeq, a predicted model, not a curated record